AUGUCUGUGACGCCAGAGAUAUUGUCCCUUGUGGACCCGACAGUCGCUCAGUUGAAAAGAAGACAAAUUGAAGGAACCAAAGACAUAGCAUUAAGUAUUUCACAACUACUCAUGAGAGUGAUCUCUACUGCAAGAUGGACCAACCCAUACGACCUUAUUAAAAUCAUUAGGAAGGUAGGAACCAUUCUUAUUUCAGCACAGCCCAAAGAAGUCGUCGUAGGUAAUGUAGUGAGACGUGUUCUUGCCCUCAUCAGAGACGAGAUAGAGACAGAAGCAACCUCUUCAUCCACUACGGCAUCGGCUUCCAAAGACACUCCAAUGAUGAGUUCAAUGUUUUCUUUGCUCUCCACUAAUAAUAACGAUUCCAACUCGGAAAUCCAUCAUCAACUGAAGAAGCAGAGCAGCGAUUUGCGUUCUAUCAUCAUUCAGGGUAUAAGAGACUUAAUUGAUGAGAUUUCUAAUGUUAACGAAGGUAUUGAAUCGAUGUCUGUCGACUUGAUUCAUGAUAAUGAAAUUCUUUUGACCCCCACACCAAGCUCCUCCACAGUGUUGCAAUUUUUAAUUAAGGCAAGAGCUAAGAGAAAGUUUACAGUAUUAGUUACUGAAAACUACCCCAAUGAUAUUGCCAGGGCCAGGAAAUUCGUGAAGACGUUGGCAGAGAAUAAGAUUGAGACCGUGUUGAUACCAGACUCAGCUACGUUCGCAGUGAUGUCAAGGGUCGGUAAGGUCAUCAUUGGAUCUAACUCUGUAUUUGCCAAUGGUGGCUGCUUAACCAACUCUGGGGUUGCUAACGUUGUUGAGUGUGCAAAAGAGCACAAGACUCCUGUCUUCGCAGUUGCCGGGUUGUACAAGCUUUCGCCAUUGUAUCCAUUCAAUAGAGAAGACUUGAUAGAAGUGGGAAAUUCCGGGAAGGUGUUGAAUUAUGAUGAUCACAAAUUAAUAGAUAACGUUGAAGUAAUCACGAACCCCCUAUAUGACUAUGUUCCACCUGAACAUAUUGAUAUUUAUCUUACUAACGUUGGAGGUUUUGCUCCGUCAUUUAUAUAUAGAAUAGUCUUGGAUAACUACAAGACCGAAGAUACCAAUCUUGAAUAA
Messenger RNA from Dujonia railenensis, 1095 nucleotides. The record is from the annotation of a GenBank genome assembly. Lineage: Eukaryota; Fungi; Ascomycota; Pichiomycetes; Serinales; Debaryomycetaceae.